Messenger RNA from Aethina tumida (small hive beetle), 3778 nucleotides. RefSeq names its product ATP-dependent RNA helicase DHX8 (gene pea). Gene Ontology annotation, molecular function: ATP binding; RNA helicase activity; RNA binding. The coding region runs from base 89 to 3652 and encodes 1187 amino acids. Lineage: Eukaryota; Metazoa; Arthropoda; Insecta; Coleoptera; Nitidulidae. The record is from RefSeq and is a predicted model, not a curated record. The transcript has 7 exons. Gene Ontology annotation, biological process: spliceosomal complex disassembly; mRNA splicing, via spliceosome. Gene Ontology annotation, cellular component: intracellular anatomical structure; catalytic step 2 spliceosome.
GUAUAAACGUUUGCUAGUGUAUAUAGGUUAUUUGAACUAUCAAACGUAUAAUUUCAUGCAUUUUGCCGUUUUCUAACAUAAAUAAAAAAUGAGCGAAAUAGAGAAAUUAGAGUACCUAUCAUUGGUAUCGAAAGUAUGUACAGAAUUAGAGAACCAUCUGGGCAUGAACGACAAGGACUUAGCCGAAUAUUUAAUACACCUUUCAGAAAAACACGAUACUGUAGAAAGCUUCAAGAAGGUUCUUAUUGAAAAUGGAGCUGAAUUCUCGGAUUCCUUUAUCACAAAUUUGCUCAGGAUCAUCCAACACAUGAGACCGAAGAAAGGGAAUGAGGGUGUACAGAGUAGCAUUCCACCUGAUAAGGACGAUUUGGCUGAAAAAUUUCCAGGUUUGGCUAUACCCAAUGCUGAGCAAAUCCCUCUCAGUGAUGAGGAGCAACCAACUGAAGAAAACAAAGAAGACACUGAUGUUGUGGCCGACUUGAUGGCCCAGUUUGAGGCCCAAGCACCUUCAGGCAGUAAAAGGGAGAGAAGCAAAAGUAGGGACAGGAAAAGAGAGAGAUCCAGAUCGAGAAACCGCGACAGGGAGAGAAGGAACAGGUCCAGAUCAAGGGACAGAACCAGGGACAGAAAAAGGGAGAGGUCCAGGGACAGGAGGAGACAAAGGAGUAGAUCCAGGGAGAGAAGGAGGUCAAGAGACAGAAAGAGAAGCAGAUCCAGGGAUAGGAAAAGGGAGAGGAGCAUUGAGAGGAGGCGACAUGAAGUUGAAAUGGACGAUGAUCCUGUUCCAGGGAAAAUAUACAAUGGGAAGGUCGCAAACAUCGUGCCGUUCGGCUGUUUCGUGCAACUUGAGGGGUUGAGGAGGAGAUGGGAGGGGUUGGUGCACAUCUCUCAGCUCAGGGCUGAGGGCAGGGUCACCAAUGUUUCUGAGGUGGUCUCAAGAGGCAACAAAGUUAAGGUAAAAAUCUUAUCAGUGACAGGACAAAAAGUCUCAUUAUCAAUGAAAGACGUCUGCCAGAUGACUGGUAAAGACUUGAAUCCAUUAUCACAUGCUCCUUCAGAAAGGGAGGACCGUGAUAGAAAUCCGGAUAGACCGACCGGAAGUACAUCUCAUUCGUUCAUUGUGCCUAUCAACAAUGAUGAGGGAGAAGAGGACUCAAGGAAACGAGUGACUCGAAUGUCGAGUCCGGAACGUUGGGAAAUCAAACAAAUGAUAUCGUCUGGUUGUAUUGAUAAAAGUGAGCUUCCCGAAUUUGAUGAUGAGACUGGAUUGUUGCCUAAAGAUGAGGAUGGAGAGGCUGAUAUUGAAAUAGAGUUGGUGGAGGAUGAACCGCCAUUCCUUCAUGGACAUGGAAGGGCGUUACAUGACUUAAGUCCAGUUAGGAUUGUUAAGAAUCCUGAUGGAUCUUUGGCGCAAGCUGCUAUGAUGCAGUCAGCUUUGGCCAAAGAGAGACGCGAGCAGAAAAUGCUGCAACGGGAACAAGAAGUCGACUCGCAACCGUCCGGUAAAAACAAAAACUGGAUUGAUCCCCUGCCAGAUGAUGAUUCCAAGGCGUCGCAAGCUCGAGGUAUUGGACUGCAAACCCAGGACUUGCCAGAGUGGAAGAAGCACGUAAUAGGCGGCAAAAAGUCUUCCUUUGGCAAAAAAACGAAUAUGACCAUCAUAGAGCAAAGACAGUCUUUACCCAUUUACAAACUUAAAGAAGAACUGAGAAAGGCUGUGACAGACAACCAAAUCCUGAUCGUAAUCGGAGAGACAGGCUCCGGCAAAACCACUCAAAUCACUCAAUAUUUGGCCGAAGCGGGAUUCGUGGCUAGAGGUAAAAUUGGUUGCACCCAACCCAGACGUGUGGCCGCAAUGUCCGUGGCAAAACGCGUGGCCGAAGAGUUCGGCUGUCGUCUCGGUCAAGAAGUCGGCUACACCAUCCGUUUCGAAGACUGCACGAGUCCCGAAACCAUAAUCAAAUACAUGACAGACGGUAUGUUGUUGAGGGAAUGUCUAAUGGAUCUCGACCUGAAGUCGUAUUCGGUCAUCAUGUUGGACGAGGCUCACGAGAGGACAAUUCACACGGACGUGCUGUUCGGGUUGCUCAAACAGGCGGUGCAAAAACGACCCGAGUUGAAGCUGAUCGUCACCAGUGCGACGCUGGAUGCCGUCAAGUUUUCGCAGUAUUUCUUCGAAGCCCCCAUUUUUACCAUUCCCGGUCGUACUUUUCCUGUUGAGGUGUUAUACACGAAAGAGCCAGAGACUGAUUAUCUAGAUGCCAGUUUGAUAACAGUCAUGCAAAUACACCUUCGUGAACCUCCAGGUGACAUCCUGCUGUUCUUGACGGGUCAGGAAGAAAUCGAUUCCGCCUGUGAAAUCCUCUACGAAAGAAUGAAGUCUCUCGGUCCGGACGUGCCCGAGUUAAUCAUCCUGCCUGUAUACUCAGCCCUCCCGUCUGAAAUGCAGACGAGGAUUUUUGAACCUGCCCCACCGGGCAGUAGGAAAGUGGUAAUUGCCACGAACAUCGCCGAAACGUCCCUUACAAUCGACGGUAUAUUUUAUGUGGUGGAUCCGGGCUUCGUUAAACAAAAAGUGUACAAUUCAAAAACGGGGAUGGAUUCGUUGGUGGUCACGCCCAUCUCGCAGGCGCAAGCCAAACAGAGGGCAGGACGUGCUGGAAGGACUGGUCCCGGUAAGUGUUACAGAUUGUACACGGAACGUGCGUACAGGGACGAAAUGUUACCGACACCGGUGCCCGAAAUACAAAGAACAAAUUUGGCAACGACUGUGCUACAGUUAAAAACCAUGGGGAUUAAUGAUUUGCUGCAUUUCGACUUCAUGGACGCGCCGCCUGUGGAGUCCCUCAUUAUGGCGUUGGAACAGUUGCAUUCACUCUCUGCUUUGGACGAUGAGGGAUUGCUCACAAGACUGGGAAGAAGGAUGGCCGAAUUCCCGUUGGAGCCCAAUUUAUCUAAAAUGCUGAUCAUGUCGGUUGCGUUGAAUUGUUCCGAUGAAAUUCUAACAAUCGUCAGCAUGUUGUCAGUACAAAACGUAUUCUACAGACCAAAAGACAAGCAAGCUUUAGCCGACCAAAAGAAGGCGAAGUUCAAUCAGCCUGAAGGUGACCAUUUGACUCUUCUCGCAGUCUAUAACAGUUGGAAAAACAAUAAGUUCUCCAACGCUUGGUGUUAUGAAAAUUUCGUUCAAAUUAGGACGUUAAAACGUGCUCAAGAUGUCCGGAAACAGUUGCUGGGUAUUAUGGACAGGCACAAAUUAGACGUAGUGUCAUCGGAAAGUAAUACGGUGCGGGUACAAAAAGCAAUUUGUUCCGGUUUCUUCCGAAACGCUGCCAAGAAAGAUCCUCAGGAGGGGUACAGAACACUUGUAGACAGUCAAGUUGUAUACAUCCAUCCUUCAAGUGCUCUAUUCAACAGACAACCUGAAUGGGUAAUUUAUCACGAGUUAGUACAAACAACAAAGGAGUACAUGAGGGAAGUGACAACGAUUGAUCCUAAAUGGUUAGUGGAAUUCGCCCCUGCGUUCUUCAAAUUCUCGGAUCCGACGAAGCUCAGUAAGUUUAAGAAGAAUCAACGUCUGGAACCUUUAUACAACAAGUACGAGGAACCCAAUGCCUGGAGGAUAUCCAGAGUGCGGAGGAGGAGGAAUUAAACUUUAUAUUUAUUAUGUAUUUGAAGGUGUUUUUAAGUGUAAAUAAAAUAAAAGUGUCAAAUAUCAACAAAUGUUUAAUAUUAAAACAAUUAUUCUCUAAAUAUAUUAUCUAAUCUAGUCCUUGUA